UGAUGUGAUGGGUUGAUGGGAUUUGUGAAUCCUUUAAAAAAUAUUAUAGUUAUAGGCGUAUGAUUUGUGCCACAUAAAUGGUAUGUUAUUGAUUCAUAUUGACAAAGGAUUACUGUGUCAGUAUGGAUAAACUAACAGUGAUAUCUGGGACUCUGUUCAUGGCAGCUGAUGUGUUUGCAAUAGUUAGCCUUGCCAUGCCCGACUGGAUAAUUACCGAUGUUGGAGGUGAUACUCGACUAGGGCUCAUGUGGUCCUGUAUUACACUAUAUAACAGACCACAGGUAUGCUUCACUCCAGACCUACAACCUGAAUGGCUACUAGCCCUUAUUUGCAUCUUUAUUGGAUGUAUAUGCAUCACAACAACAGUGAUACUCUUGGCAUCAAGUCACUUUGAUCGUAAUGUUAUCCCUUAUGCAAGAUGGGUGGGCUUUGCUGCAAUGGUAGUUUUCUGCUUGGCUGCAGUCAUUUUCCCGAUGGGAUUCCAUGUUGAUGAGAUCGGAGGCCAGCCAUAUCAACUGCCAAACAGCCAUCAAGUGGGAAUAUCUUACAUUUUAUUUGUUCUCUCACUGUGGAUAACAGUAAUAUCGGAGCUCUUUGCUGGCAAAGUGUGUCUGCCCCACUUUUAAGCAGAUUUCAGGGUUAUUAAUGAUAACUACCUUCCAAUAAGUAUUAUGUUAAGGGUCUAUACAUAUUUUGCUCAUUUAUGCGGCAUUUACACUACUAUGUCGCUAACGUGGCUGCCACACUUGCCACCUACAAACUAGUCUACUCAACAAGUUUAAAAUGUUGAAAAAUAGAGAUACUACUCCUAAAAAUAUGAGUGAUACCUCAUUGGAUUUGGAAUGAUGUAUAGAAAAAUGUAUUCGAACCGUUUAUUAGCACACAAAAAAAUUCAAAAGUUAUAGACAAAAAAGGCAGCAAAAAGAAGAUACAUAUUUUUUUUUUCGCCAAUGCCUCAAAAAGUAUUAAGUAUUAAUAUUUAAGAAAUCUAAAUGGAAUAUUAUUAAAGAGUAGGUAAUUUCC
Molecule: messenger RNA, 1023 nt
Organism: Cydia strobilella
Lineage: Eukaryota; Metazoa; Arthropoda; Insecta; Lepidoptera; Tortricidae
Exons: 3
Coding region: 123-626 (167 amino acids)
Biological process (GO): negative regulation of smoothened signaling pathway
Cellular component (GO): Golgi apparatus; ciliary membrane
Source: RefSeq, a predicted model, not a curated record